Molecule: messenger RNA, 3478 nt
Organism: Trichosurus vulpecula (common brushtail)
Lineage: Eukaryota; Metazoa; Chordata; Mammalia; Diprotodontia; Phalangeridae
Gene: HPS6
Product: HPS6 biogenesis of lysosomal organelles complex 2 subunit 3
Exons: 1
Coding region: 216-2624 (802 amino acids)
Biological process (GO): organelle organization; protein localization to membrane; melanocyte differentiation
Cellular component (GO): lysosomal membrane; BLOC-2 complex
Source: RefSeq, a predicted model, not a curated record
CCUGCCCCCAAGUCCCCAGCCCACCUCCUCCGUCGGGACGGAAGUCGGAGCGCCGCUUUGCCUCCCUCCUUCUCUUCCGAACCCCGUGCCCUGGCGGGCCCCGAACAACCAGACCGCGAAAUCCAGUAAAGUCUAACUGUCCGGCGGCGUCCCGAGCCUCCCAGAGUGCGCCCUCCAACCGCUUCCCGGGCCGGCGCCCUUUGCCCCUGGGGGCCAUGAAGCGGGCAAGCACUCUGCGUCUGCUCUCUGACCUGAGCGACUUCAGCGAUGCGAGCAAGCUCCGAGAAGUACUGGCGGAGGAGCCUUUUGCCCGGGUCCGCUCCAGCCCCGACGGCCGCCACCUGCUGCUUCUGCGCCCUCCUGGCUCUCCAGCCCCGCUGUUGCUGGUGUCCAGGAAAGGGGCGGGGCCGGGGCUGGAGCCCUUUUGUCCUCCUGGCCAAGGCCCAGUGUUAGAUGCCUUCUUUCUCCAGUGCCCAGGAUGGGCCAGUGGUCCACGUCCUGUGCUUGCCUUGGUGUGGGCAAGCGGGCGGGCUGAGGUGUGGGGCACUGGAGUGCACCCAGGAUGGCAGCUGCUGCAGCAGGCCGAAUUAUGUGUGAGUAGCAAGGCCAAGGUGGUAGCUGCAGCGGCUCUGGGAAACCGGCUAGUGUGGUGUGAGGAGCGGCCAGCCAGCACUGAGGUAGCAGAAGGAUCAGUGCAAGCUGCCUUCGGUCACUGUGUGUGCACUCGGGCCCUGGAGUCACAUGGGGAGACCAGUGCCAUUCUGGGUGCCCCCAAGACCCUGCUACACCACUGCCCUCGUUUCCAGCUGCUGGCGUCCCAUUCUGACUUCUUCAUGGUGCCCACAGCUACCACUUGGCCCAGUGUCGCCCACAUCUUGCUCAUCUGGUACCCAGGUAAGGGCAGGGUAACGGUAGCUGUCCCUGCUCACAACGUUACUCAUAGCAAGAACUUGAGCCCUAAAGGCAGGGACUCCUGGGAUUUCAGAUCCCUCCUUCAGAGGGUACCAGGACUGCUUUCUGGCGGGGAGCCCCUAGACAUCCACACCUGUACAGCUGCCCAGGGGAGCCUACUGUUGCUGAACCCAAAGGGGGCUGUGAGUCUCAUCCGGAGGGAUGGAGGAGCUAGAGCAGUGGGUAUCCUGGGGUAUGGACUGCUUAGCCAGGGAGUCCCAGUGUCCUUGGGUAUCUUCAACAAUACUUUGGCCUGUGUGCUGGGCUCUGGACUCGAGCUGCUGGACAUGGGCAGUGGACGGCUUCUGGAAAGAAAGGUCUUAAGCACUGACCGAGUCCACCUUCUGGAGCCCUCAGCCCCAGGCAUUGAUGAAGAGGAGAAUAAAGGUGGGCUUAGGCUGCUCUCUGCAAGUGGCCUAUUCUGUAUGGCCUGGGAGAUCGGGAGAGAGGUUGAGGGGCUAAACUCUGAGGACUUAGUAUUUGAGGAGGCCUGUGGCUACUACCAGCGCCGGAGCCUACUUGGAGCCAGACUCACAACUGAUGAGUUGAGAAAAGGGAGCACUUUUCGAGCCCCUCUGGCCCUAGCUGCUGUUCUCCGAGGUCACCAACCCCCAACCAAGCUGCUGAGUGAUUUGCAAGCUGAGCUAAGGGACUACCAUGGCCUAGAGCGGCUCAAAACCCGACUAGUGGCCGGGGAUGGGCAAGAGGAAGGCUGGACAGAGCUGGCUGAACGAGAGGUAGAGCGGCUGCUACGGUCAGAUCUGACAGGGGACAAACUGACCCAGCUCAAUGCUGUCUUUUCUGUGUUCCCUGCUGCUGCUUGGUGCUCCAGCCGCCGAGCCCUACAGCUGCAACUGGAUGAGGCUGGCCAGCUGAAGUCCCAGGCCCCUCCCGACUUAUGGAAGAAGGUGCUAGUGGACACAAGGGCUGAUGGGGCACGACCCCCCUUUGAACUCCUGUGCGAGUGCCUUUGUCGACUGGAGCCGUGUUGGUUGCCACCCUUUGUAGAACUGGCACAACAGCAGGGGGGGCCAGGUUGGGGGUUAGGAGCUGGAGGCCCAGGACCACCCUUAUACCGACGGGCAUUAGCUGUGCUGGGUGACUGGGCGGGGGCCAGGGCAGGGGCUCUAGAGCUAGAGCUGCUCUUGGGAAGUGGCCGGCCCAAGGCCGUGCUCCAGGCCAUAGGGCAGCUAGUUCAGGCUGGACAGUGGGAACGGGUGCUAGAUGCAGGCCUGGCACUGAGCCCAUCCAGCCCCUUGCUGCAGAUGGAGAUCUUCACUGUCUUACUAGCCGAAUUUGCUCGGCAUCGCCAAUUAGAUGCCCACCUGACUCGCCUGCGCCACCUCUGCCCACCAGACUUGACACCCACGGACCUCCUACUCUUGCUGAAGAGGCAUCUGCCAGAUGAAGAAGAGCCUCCAGCCCCAUUCCCUAAGGUGGGAGCUGACCCUCCACUCACAGUGGGGCUCCUGAGAGGCCUGCUGGAACAGGCUAGGUCCAAAGCACAGUCUCCAAGCCCCUAUGAGGAUAUCCUGUGGGACUCUGGUGCCUGUCCUCCCCGCCCCAAGAGCAGGCACUACCCCUCACAGGGCCUGAGUAGCCACAGCAAGGAGCCUGGGGCCAGGAUUUCAAUGGAAUUGACUCAGACUGAGACUUGGGGUGAAAGGGUAUAGUGAACCUGAGAGGGAGGGGUCCAACCAGUUUUUUCCACUCCUUUAUAAGAGGGAGGAGCUCAGGAUUCCCUUGAGAUGCAGAGGGUUAUUCAUGGUAUGGUCCUGUUUUCCCUAGUGUGUGCAAUACUUUUCUUUCCUGGGAAGAUUUUAAAUAUAUACAGGUAAGGGAAGCAAGAGUGAUAGUGUCUGUAUGUGAUUGAAGAUGGGUGGAGGGAAUGACGAUGAGGUAAAUCAGACCAGCAGCUCCCAGGCCACCAUCUGCUCAGUACAUUUCAGGGGACCAUUCUCUGACCCUCCCAACCCCUCAGUGGGGUUUAUCUUCUCACUCACUAAUGGAACUGUCCCAGGGAAGGGGAGUAGAGGGUGGAAACCAACUAAGAGGGAAGAACCCUUCCAGUAGAAGCUCCCAGGAUGAAUGUGGGUUUGAGGGAGGGUGACGUCUUGUAGCAGAGGAAUGAGAAAGGAAUCCUGCUACUUUCAGCAGUAACAAGGAUUCUUGGAAACCAUCACCAAGUUCAUAGCUCUCCCAGAAAACAAGUAAGGCCCUAGAGAUGCUGAGCCUGUAAGUUACAGGCUUGAAGAGUGCCAGCUUGACAGAAACCAUCAAUGGCCCAUCACCUUGCCCGCCUCCCAUCUCAGCUCUUAGCCCUGGAGUGUCCACCUACCAUUGGGUUUGAGGUCUGAUCACAAGGAUCUUGGUGUAGAAAAAUCAGUAACUAAGAGACCUCUGAGUGCUAGGACCAGAAGUCAGUGGGUAUCCGAAGCUCCACUUAGGCCUGUCUUCCCUAGGUGGUACGGUGAAUAGAGCAUUGGACUUAGAAUCAGGAAGACCUGAGUUCAAAUUCGACCCUCAG